Messenger RNA from Owenia fusiformis, 588 nucleotides. Lineage: Eukaryota; Metazoa; Annelida; Polychaeta; Sabellida; Oweniidae. The record is from the annotation of a GenBank genome assembly.
AAAACGAAGUGAUGAAUACAAAUAUAAACAAGGGUUUCAACAUGUUAAAGUAUAAAGAACUUGUGCUAAUGGUGAUUUAUGUGAUGCACCUAGAAAGCAUGGAUUGUACAUUCAGAAUGUACUGUGCAAAUAAGAACAUCACAACACCAGUUGAUCAAGAUAAAACCUAUGCCAUUGUGGGAGUGUUAAUGGACAUUCACGAUAAUGGGAGAAACAUUAAGGAAUGUGGACCAAUCACAAUCCAGGGUUACAUGUAUCUAGCUGCUCUCAGAUGGACAUUUCAACACAUGAAUGACAACAAUUAUUUAGAUGGAAUAAACAUAGGCUUAAGGGUGUUUGACACCUGUGGAUACAGAGAAGCAGCAGUGAAACAAGCCCUGGACCUUCUACCUGAGAUGUACAACACACCAGAUGAUGCUUAUUGCCAAGUGGAUCAAGAUAAUGCAUUUUUAGCAGGCAUAGUUGGCCCAGGUUUAAGUGAAUCUACAGUGUUUGUAGCAGAGGCACUGAAAGAUUCUGGUGUGCCCAUUCUUACACAUUCAAGUACUGCAGCAUCCAUCAGUGGCCUUCCAAAUGUCUUCAGGGCAA